AUGAGCGACGAGGAGUACACGAUAAACUCGGACGACUACACGGAGAAGGCCUGGGAAGCGAUAACUACGUUGAAUAAAAUAGGAGAAAAGUAUGAGUCAGCUUAUGUAGAAGCGGAGAUGCUGCUUCUCGCGCUGCUGAAUGACGGACCAGAAGGACUAGCACAAAGAAUACUUAAAGAAAGUGGCAUCGACACAGAUCUGCUAAUGCAAGAGAUAGAUGAGUACCUGAAGAAACAACCUAAAAUGCCAAGCGGAUUUGGAGAGCAAAAAAUUUUAGGGAGGACCUUACAAGCAGUGUUAAGUACAAGCAAGAGACUGAAGAAGGAGUUCCACGAUGAAUACAUAUCGAUAGAACACCUACUGUUGGGGAUCAUAGCAGAGGAUUCCAAGUUCACUCGUCCUUGGUUACUAAGGUAUAAUGUAAAUUAUGAAAAGGUGAAAAAGGCAACGGAGAGAGUUCGAGGAAAGAAAAAGGUUACUUCAAAAACGCCUGAAAUGACGUACCAAGCGUUGGAAAAAUACAGUCGUGAUUUGACUGCCUUGGCAAGAGCAGGGAAAUUAGAUCCUGUUAUCGGUAGAGAUACUGAAAUUAGGAGGGCGAUUCAAAUUUUAUCCAGGAGAACAAAAAAUAACCCUAUCCUUUUAGGAGAUCCAGGUGUUGGUAAAACUGCUAUCGUUGAGGGUUUGGCCAUAAAAAUUGUGCAAGGAGAUGUACCGGAUUCCCUGAAAGGACGGAAGUUAGUUUCCCUAGACCUUUCAUCUUUAAUUGCGGGAGCUAAAUAUAGAGGAGACUUCGAAGAGAGACUCAAGUCUAUAUUGAAAGAGGUGCAGGAUGCUGAAGGACAGGUCGUUAUGUUUAUUGAUGAAAUUCACACAGUGGUCGGGGCAGGGGCAGUAGCUGAAGGAGCCCUUGAUGCAGGGAACAUACUCAAACCAAUGCUUGCUAGAGGAGAGUUACGAUGUAUUGGUGCAACCACAGUGAGUGAGUAUAGGCAGUUCAUAGAGAAAGACAAAGCAUUGGAGAGGAGAUUCCAGCAAAUUUUGGUAGAACAACCGAGUGUAGAUGAAGCCAUUAGCAUUUUAAGAGGACUAAAAGAAAGAUACGAGGUACACCAUGGAGUCCGUAUUUUAGACUCGGCUCUUAUUCAAGCAGCUGUUUUGUCCGACCGUUACAUCAGUUAUAGAUUCCUUCCCGAUAAAGCCAUCGACCUCAUCGACGAGGCAGCAUCCAAUUUGAAGAUUCAGUUGUCAAGCAAGCCGAUUCAGCUGGACAAUAUUGAGAAGCAGCUGGUCCAGCUAGAAAUGGAGAAAAUAUCAAUCCUGGGAGAUAGCCCCCGGGGGGGUGCAGUCAGCCGAGAAGGGAAGUUAACAGAUACGAAGGGGAACCUUGCCAAUUUUAGGAACACCAUUAUUAUUUUUACAUCUAACUUGGGUAGCCAAAGUAUUUUAGAUCUAGCGAAUGAUCCUAACAAGAAAGAGAAAAUAAAAGAACAGGUAAUGAAAUCGGUAAGGGAAACGUUUCGACCCGAGUUUUAUAAUAGAAUAGAUGAUCAUGUCAUCUUUGAUAGUCUCUCCAAGAAGGAACUGAAACAGAUUGCUAACAUAGAGAUUGAGAAAGUAGCCAAUAGACUUAUUGAUAAAAAUUUUAAAAUUUCCAUCGAUGAUGCCGUUUUUUCUUACAUUGUCGAUAAGGCAUAUGACCCUGCCUUUGGCGCCAGGCCUCUCAAGAGGGUCAUACAGUCCGAAAUUGAGACGGAGAUUGCCAUCCGCAUUUUGAACGAAACCUUCGUGGAGAAUGACACCAUUCGGGUGUCUCUCAAGGACGGCGCGCUGCACUUCUCCAAGGGGUGA
Molecule: messenger RNA, 1851 nt
Organism: Plasmodium cynomolgi strain B
Lineage: Eukaryota; Apicomplexa; Aconoidasida; Haemosporida; Plasmodiidae
Product: chaperone clpB 1
Exons: 2
Coding region: 1-1851 (616 amino acids)
Biological process (GO): cellular response to heat
Cellular component (GO): cytoplasm
Molecular function (GO): ATP binding; ATP hydrolysis activity
Source: RefSeq, a predicted model, not a curated record